Molecule: messenger RNA, 939 nt
Organism: Saccharomyces eubayanus
Lineage: Eukaryota; Fungi; Ascomycota; Saccharomycetes; Saccharomycetales; Saccharomycetaceae
Gene: RFM1
Product: Rfm1p
Exons: 1
Coding region: 1-939 (312 amino acids)
Source: RefSeq, a predicted model, not a curated record
AUGAGUACAAAUAAAGAAAUAAUAAGGAAUAAUGACUUGCGAGGUUUGAUUGACGAUAAGAGGAAGUUAGUCAAUGAAAUAAGAGAAUUUGAAAAAUCUAUCAAACCUUUAGAGUUUGAAUCAUACCAGGAUUAUUUUCUUAUUAAAACGUUUAGAAGAGGAAUUUCUGCAAGUGGUCAUGUAGAUAUUGAUAGUUUGAGAAACAAAGAAUAUGGGAUUUACUAUAAAAAGAUUAAGAGAAGCUCCACACAAGAUGUUGGUGAACCUAUCCCAUCCAACCCUUCCUCUUCAUCCUCUUCUACCAGAUCAAGCUCGUCAAUUGACAUGAGUGAUACAGAAUAUUCAGGUGAAAACACUUCUGCUACGGCUGACAAUAAUCCCAGUGGUAGAAGAAGACGCACCAGGUCACAAGUUACACAAAGGGAAAACAGUGUAUCAAUACCAUUGCCCUCGAUACGUGAAGCCAGGAUAGAUCAUGACGAUGAGGAAAUUUCAGCGAUAGAUAGUAGCGAAUUGCCAUUUCCUGUUCCAAUUUCAGAAGUUGAGAACAUCGACAUUGGUUCAGAUAUCACUGAGAGAGACAGCAUCAGAAGAAGGUCAUCUAGAAUAUCAGAAAGGGACAAAAGGCGUUCUGAGUCUAGGCCCGAUUCAGACGUAGAUGAAGAAGGCGACGAAGAAGACACGGGCGAAGGAGAGACUAAAAUCCAAGACCUCUACGAAAGUCUGGUACCUAAAAUUCUGGAGCCACGUAGGAGAUCAGAUUGGAUUCUGCCCCCAAGGGCAAGAUAUACACCUGAGAAGCAAAUGAGGACCAAACCGUCGUUUAAGAGUAUAAAGAUUAAUGAGCUGGUUGGAAAUAAAAGGAUACGAAGUAUAUUAUCUAGGUUCGAAGGUGGCGUCGCAGGUAUACGGAAAAGAGAUUGGGAUUCAACCCAGUAA